Chara braunii is the source of this 2711-nucleotide messenger RNA. The record is from the annotation of a GenBank genome assembly. Lineage: Eukaryota; Viridiplantae; Streptophyta; Charophyceae; Charales; Characeae.
UGAGGAAUGUCAUUUGCUGGCAUUGUGGGCAGAAGGGUCACACCAUCAAGUUAUGCCAUGUCCGAAGGAACGAUGAAGAUGAAGGGCUGAUUAGUACCAACUACGACGGUGACAUGUAUGAUAAGUUUGGAUACUACAUUGACGUAGAGAUCCCUGGUGGGUCGAGAAAGGAGGCCUUGAGACGAGUCGAGGCCGGCGAGCCGCCCUCUCCUCUGGCCAUGUUUCGAAUCUGGCAAGAGGAGGAUGUCCGUCCUGAUGUAAGGGUUGAAGAGAUAGGAGAGAAUAAGGAAGUAAAGCAGGAAAGGAAAGCAGGUACGGUCAAGGAAGAACCUAUUGUGGUAGAAUCUGACGAGGAGAUAGAAAGGGGUUACUGGAAUGCGGCCCGGAGAACGAUGGAAAUAAUGGAGGAUCUAGUGGCAAAGAUGAGAAGGUAUCAAGACAAAUUGACCAACAUGUGUGAAGAGGUCAAGGAGUGGAAAGAUAAAAAACCACUGGUAUAUCUCUACGAUAUGGGUCCAAGACCGCAAGGAGGGUCUUGGAGCCUACCAGGCGUAACGAUUUCGAGACCAACGCCUCGGUCCGGAAUGGCUUAUAGGCCACCAUCAAGGUCAGGAGGAGCGCCACAGGCCGUCAGGACAAGGGCCAAGGGGCCGGUAAGCCCCAAUGAGCCGGCAAAGGACGUUCCUGAGCCUAGUGGGGAAAAAGAGACAGUAGACAUCCCACAGGAUGAGGAUGAGAGAGAUGAGAGGUUAAGGAGAGAAGAGGGUAAGAGGACCGAGCUAAGAGCAAAGAAGAGGGAUGUUAAGGCAGACGUGGAGAGAGUCCCGGAGGGGAAGAAAAGGAAGUAUGUUGUCCGGGUAGAAGAAGACUAUGAUGUAGAGGAAAUGAUGGAUAGAAUCCUUGAGGGUCAUAAUCAUCUUAUGAAUCUGAAGGAUGUGUUGACUUCAGCUCCAAGGUUCCGGGACGAGCUUAAAACUCGAUUAUCCAGGAAGAUGGUAGCCAGCGUGCGAUUGAGGGCCAUAAUUCCCAAGGAAGCGGAAUGGGCAGAGACAGAGGUAAGGAGCUUCCUGGGAACAUGUGGGUUUUGGAGAGUGUUCAUCAAAGGGUUUGCGGCAAAGACAGAGCAGUUGCGAAAGCUUGUGCGCCAAGGUCAGGAUUGGGAAUGGGGAGACAAGCAGGAGUCAGUAAUAGAGGCUCUGAAGAAAGAGUUUGAGGAAGGGGGUCUGCGUAUUCCUGGGAACAAGAAUAGGGCAGAUGGGUUAAGUCGCGUCGACUGGGACAAGAGCAACAAAGGGGUGAUUGAAGAUACUCCGCUGGUCGACGGUUUCCUGGACAAGGAAGAGGACGUUAAACUCCACAUUAACUCCUGGUCAUUGGCUAUAGGUAACUAUGUUACUCCUGGACGACCUGUAUGGCUCGCACCUCCGGGUCAUGUGCGGCGGCCGGAUAUAGUCCCCAAACCUUAUAUUGAGGAAGAUUCUUGGGGAAUGCCUGAACUGGAGUGGAUGAUGGAGUUGGCCUUGGCGGAUAAGUACCAGCUGCGGGAAGACUUGGUCACAUUGGAGACCGGACCCCAGCAGGUAGAAAAGGAUGAACGAUUGGUAGGUGGAAUGUACGUGUUGGCAAACUCGUUGCUCCAAGAAGAGGUUGCUAGGAUUGAAGAAGAGAGGCAAGAUAGAGAGGAGAACGUGAUUCAUGAAGGAGAGGACGAUGAUUUUGAAGAAGGCUUGACACCAUUUGGCGAAGCCAUGCCAAGAGGGAGGGAGGGGCAAGGCCAGUGGAACCCCCUCAGGAGGCAGCCAGACAGAGAAUGCAGGGAUGGACCAGGAAAGAGGACAGGCCACCCAUCUUUUAGAGGAGGGAACGUGGAGUUGUUUUUUGUCGAGUUCGAGAAGCAUGCCAACAAGUUCAGAUGGGAUGGAGCCAGGAUGCUGAGAAAGGUACGAGGAGGGGGCGAGUGGGCUGAGGCCAUUGCCAGAUAUGUACGGGAGUCAGUGACCUGGCAGGAGUUCGAAAGGAAGAUGGAAGGGAUACAUCCAUCGCCUGUGGGGAGAGAUGGAGUGCCAAUCCGGUUCGAUGGAACGAACCUGGAUGAGUUCUUGUGGGCUUAUGACCGGUUUGCAGACGAGCAGAACAUUGCACCUAAGACCAAAGUGAGAGGGUUCCUCCAGUUCGUGAGGAGGCCUAUCAGGAUGUUCGUCAGGAACAUUGUGGAAAGAGCGUUGCAUUGGGGAGAUUGCAGGCGGUUACUGAGGAGCUACUAUACUCCCACACGCCAGACAGAGGAGAGAAGGAGUAUGGAGAAGAAGAGGAAGGAGCCAGAGGUCACAGAGAGGAGGACUUUUGAGUCGGCAUGACCUUAGGCACUCAAAGGGAUGGACAGUGGAAAGAGCACAGGUCCCACAGGCAGGAGAGAGGAGAGGAGCAGCAUGCUGAGAGGGUUCAAAGGAGAGAGGAACAACAUGCUGACUGGACACAGCAGACAGAGAGGCAGGAUGCAUAAAGGACCCAGAGGGGAGGACCAUCAGGUGGAUCAGAUGCGCCCCCUCAGCCUGCUCAGGGCUGCCCUAUGGCAGACAAAGGGCCAUAACUACCUCAAGAGCCACAUGGACAGGAGCAGAGUGAGGACCAGGCUGCAAGGGAGAAGAAACAAGACAGAAAGGAGAGAGCAGCAAUAGAGAGAGAGAUCAGAGUAAAAAUCAGACUCAAGA